Messenger RNA from Triticum urartu, 638 nucleotides. RefSeq lists its product as uncharacterized. NCBI's taxonomy places the organism in Eukaryota, Viridiplantae, Streptophyta, Magnoliopsida, Poales, Poaceae. The record is from RefSeq and is a predicted model, not a curated record.
CUGGUUGCGCGGUUUCCUGCAACCUAUAAAUCCCGCCCGAUCACCUUGCUCUGCCCAUCUCAUCUUACUCACAUUCACUCAACUGAUACUACUAGGUAGUCCCCUUCCUUCGGAUCUCUUGCCACCAAGCUCUGCUCACGCGAAGAUGUCGACGGUGACCCGUGCCUACCUCGACCAGAGGCUCGCCGCCGCCAAGCGCUGCUCGAAAGAGGCUGCCAUGGCGGGAGCUAAGGCCGCGGCCGUCGCCACCGUCGCUGCCGCAGUCCCCACCCUCGCGAGCGUGAGGAUGCUGCCGUGGGCGAAGGCGCACCUCAACCCAACCGGGCAGGCGCUCAUCAUCUCCACCGUCGCCGGAAUGGCCUACUUCAUCGUCGCAGACAAGACCAUCCUCUCCAUGGCAAGGAAGCACUCCUUCGAGGACGCGCCGGAGCACCUCAGGAACACCUCCUUCCACUAAUUAGCCUAUUGUAGAUCCAUUAGUAUAGUGCGUAAUAAACCGUGUUCUGCUGAAGCCUGAAAGAUGGUAUAAUGUUCAGCGAGAGGGUAUAAUUAUCUGAUGAUGUAUGUAAUAAUGUGGCCAUGUUCUCCAUCUUGUCAUCUUUCCAGGGAUCGUGAAAUAAUAACCAGCUCUUGUACAA